This is a messenger RNA of Marmota flaviventris (yellow-bellied marmot), 9541 nucleotides long. NCBI's taxonomy places the organism in Eukaryota, Metazoa, Chordata, Mammalia, Rodentia, Sciuridae. The record is from RefSeq and is a predicted model, not a curated record.
CCCGCGCCCGGCCAUGGCGGAGCCCGCGCCCGCCCGACGUCCGGUGCCGCUCAUCGAGUCGGAACUGUACUUCCUCAUCGCUCGGUACCUAUCGGCCGGCCCGUGCCGCAGAGCCGCCCAGGUGCUGGUGCAGGAGCUGGAGCAGUACCAGCUGUUGCCGAAGAGGUUGGACUGGGAGGGCAACGAGCACAACAGGAGCUACGAGGAAUUGGUCUUGUCCAAUAAGCAUGUGGCUCCUGAUCAUCUGUUGCAAAUCUGCCAGCGCAUCGGCCCUAUGUUGGAUAAAGAAAUUCCACCCAGUAUUUCAAGAGUCACUUCUUUACUUGGUGCAGGAAGGCAGUCUUUGCUACGUACAGCAAAAGACUGCAGGCACACAGUGUGGAAGGGCUCUGCCUUUGCUGCUCUUCAUAGAGGAAGACCUCCUGAAAUGCCCGUGAACUACGGCUCUCCUCCAAAUCUUGUGGAGAUACAUCGAGGAAAACAGCUCACAGGGUGUUCCACUUUUAGCACAGCAUUUCCAGGAGCUAUGUAUCAGCAUAUAAAAAUGCACAGAAGGAUUCUCGGACAUCUAUCUGCUGUUUACUGUGUAGCAUUUGAUAGGACAGGACAUAGAAUCUUUACAGGUUCAGAUGAUUGUUUGGUAAAGAUUUGGUCAACACAUAAUGGCCGCCUGUUAUCCACAUUAAGAGGUCAUUCUGCAGAAAUUUCAGAUAUGGCAGUGAACUAUGAGAACACUAUGAUUGCUGCAGGGAGCUGUGAUAAAAUCAUCAGAGUGUGGUGCUUGAGAACCUGUGCUCCUGUUGCAGUGCUCCAAGGACACACAGGAUCAAUUACAUCUUUACAGUUUAGCCCUAUGGCCAAAGGCUCUCAAAGGUAUAUGGUUUCCACUGGUGCUGAUGGAACAGUUUGCUUUUGGCAGUGGGAUUUAGAAUCUCUGAAAUUCAGUCCACGCCCCCUGAAGUUCACUGAAAAGCCUCGGCCAGGUGUUCAAAUGCUUUGUUCUUCUUUUAGUGUUGGUGGUAUGUUUUUAGCUACAGGUAGUACUGAUCAUGUAAUCAGAAUGUACUUUUUGGGUUUUGAAGCACCUGAAAAAAUUGCAGAACUUGAAAGCCACACUGAUAAAGUAGAUAGUAUUCAAUUUUGCAACAAUGGUGAUCGGUUCCUAAGUGGUAGCAGAGAUGGAACAGCACGAAUUUGGAGAUUUGAGCAGUUAGAAUGGAGAAGUAUUUUAUUGGAUAUGGCUACCAGAAUCUCGGGAGACUUAUCUUCAGAAGAAGAAAGGUUUAUGAAACCCAAGGUAACAAUGAUAGCUUGGAAUCAAAAUGAUAGCAUUGUUGUUACAGCUGUGAAUGAUCAUGUCCUCAAAGUCUGGAAUUCUUAUACUGGACAACUGCUUCAUAAUUUACUGGGACAUGCUGAUGAAGUAUUUGUCUUGGAGACACACCCCUUUGAUUCCAGAAUUAUGUUAUCUGCAGGACAUGAUGGCAGCAUAUUUAUAUGGGAUAUUACAAAAGGUACCAAGAUGAAGCAUUAUUUUAAUAUGAUUGAAGGACAAGGACAUGGAGCUGUGUUUGACUGUAAGUUUUCACAGGAUGGACAGCAUUUUGCCUGUACAGAUUCUCAUGGGCACCUACUCAUUUUUGGAUUUGGAUGCAGCAAACCAUAUGAAAAGAUACCUGAUCAGAUGUUCUUCCAUACUGACUACCGACCACUGAUCAGAGAUUCUAAUAAUUAUGUCUUAGAUGAGCAAACUCAGCAGGCUCCUCAUCUUAUGCCUCCACCAUUCUUGGUAGAUGUAGAUGGAAAUCCUCAUCCAACUAAGUAUCAGAGAUUAGUACCAGGUCGAGAAAAUUCUGCAGAUGAACAUUUGGUUCCACAACUAGGCUAUGUGGCCACAAGUGAUGGAGAGGUAAUUGAACAAAUUAUAAGCCUACAAACCAAUGAUAAUGGUGAACGAAGCCCAGAGCCCAGCAUCCUUGAUGGAAUGAUAAGGCAGUUGCAGCAGCAGCAAGAUCAGAGAACGGGAGCAGAUCAGGAUAUUGUUCCAAGUGGAUUUUCAAAUGGGGAAGAAACACCUCGAAGAGGUUUUAGAAGAUUAAGUUUAGAUAUGCAAUCACCUCCAAAUAUUGGUCUGCGUCGUAGUGGACAAGUUGAAGGUGUUCGUCAGAUGCAUCAAAAUGCUCCACGGAGUCAGAUUGCUACAGAGCGUGACCUACAGGCUUGGAAACGAAGAGUGGUUGUACCAGAGUUGGAUUCAAUGGUUUCGGUAUCACAGUCUAGACAGAGGACGUGUAGGCGUAAAUAUUCAACUUAUGGUAGAAGAAAUGUUGGCCGGUGUGAGUUAUCCUCUGGAAAUGAGUCUUCAGGUUCUGGAAGACAGGAGACUUCCUGUGAUCAAAGUGAAGGUUCUUAUUCGUCAGAAGAAGAUGAAUGGAAGAGUGAUAGAAAAAGUGAAAGCUAUACUGAAAGUUCAAGUGACUCUUCAUCUAGAUACUCUGAUUGGACAGCUGAUGCAGGAAUCAACUUGCAACCUCCUUUGCGAACAUCAUGCCGUCGACGAAUUACCCGAUUUUGUAGUAGUUCUGAGGAUGAAAUAUCUGCUGAGAAUUUAUCUCCUCCAAAAAGAAGACGGAAGAGAAAGAAGGAAAGCAAACCUAAAAAAGAGAAUUUGCGGAGGAUGACUCCAACAGAGCUUGUAAGCAUGGAACACUUAUAUGAAUUUCAUCCUCCAGUUUGGAUAACUGACACCACACUUCGAAAGUCUCCCUUCGUUCCUCAGAUGGGUGAUGAGGUAAUCUAUUUUCGACAGGGUCAUGAAGCUUAUAUUGAAGCUGUCAGAAGAAAUAACAUCUAUGAACUCAACCCUAAUAAGGAGCCAUGGAGAAAAAUGGAUCUUAGGGAUCAAGAAUUGGUUAAAAUAGUUGGAAUACGAUAUGAGGUUGGGCCUCCUACACUCUGUUGCCUCAAACUAGCAUUUAUAGAUCCAGCAACUGGAAGACUUACGGAUAAAUCAUUCUCUAUAAGAUAUCAUGAUAUGCCAGAUGUUAUUGAUUUUCUUGUAUUGCGUCAAUUUUAUGAUGAAGCAAGACAGAGAAAUUGGCAGUCCUGUGACAGGUUCCGAUCUAUAAUUGAUGAUGCUUGGUGGUUUGGAACAGUGUUAAGUCAAGAGCCAUAUCAACCACAGUAUCCUGAUAGUCAUUUCCAGUGUUACAUUGUUAGGUGGGACAAUACUGAAAUUGAAAAAUUAAGCCCAUGGGACAUGGAACCAAUUCCUGAUAAUGUUGAUCCACCUGAAGAAUUAGGAGCAAGUAUUUCAGUCACAGCAGAUGAGCUAGAGAAAUUGCUGUAUAAACCACAAGAUGGAGAAUGGGGUCAGAAAUCGAGAGAUGAAGAAUGUGACCGGAUUAUUAGUGGUAUAGAUCAACUUUUGAAUCUUGAUAUAGCAGCAGCUUUUGCAGGCCCAGUUGAUCUGUGUACAUAUCCGAAGUACUGCACUGUAAUAGCUUAUCCAACUGAUCUUUACACAAUCCGAAUGAGACUUGUUAAUCGAUUUUACAGGAGGCUAUCUGCAUUAAUUUGGGAAGUCCGAUAUAUAGAACAUAAUGCCAGAACAUUUAAUGAACCUGAAAGUGUGAUUGCAAGAUCAGCUAAGAAGAUAACUGACCAACUUUUAAAAUUUAUUAAGAAUCAAGACUGUACAAACAUCUCAGAACUAUCUAACACAUCUGAAAAUGAUGAGCAAAAUGCUGAGGAUUUGGAUGAUAGUGAUCUUCCUAAAACAUCUGCUGGACGAAGGAGAGUCCAUGGUUGGAAAGUAAGGAGCAACACAGCUACCAGUUAUGUUGAAAGCAACUGGAAGAAACAGUGUAAAGAACUGGUGAACUUAAUUUUUCAGUGUGAAGAUUCUGAACCAUUUAGACAACCUGUUGAUUUGGUCGAGUAUCCAGACUACCGAGAUAUUAUAGAUACUCCGAUGGAUUUUGGAACCGUAAGGGAAACCCUGGAAGCCGGAAAUUACGAUAGCCCUUUGGAAUUUUGCAAAGACAUCCGAUUGAUAUUUAGCAAUGCAAAAGCAUAUACACCAAACAAAAGAUCAAAGAUUUAUAGUAUGACCCUGAGGUUGUCGGCCUUAUUUGAAGAAAAAAUGAAGAAAAUCUCUUCUGAUUUUAAAAUUGGUCAAAAGUUCAAUGAAAAACUUCGACGAAGCCAGAGGUUCAAGCAAAGGCAAAAUUCUAAUGGUGUCAUUCAAGCUAACAAGAGUAUCAGAAAUGUCAAGCGGAAGCAGUUAAAGUCUCAGACAAAAGUAAUUCCGGAGUUGGUAGGUUCUCCUGCCCAGUCUACCUCAAGUAGGGCAGCUUACUCUGCAGCUCACAAGGCAAGUGCUGGCGUAUCUUCAGGUCUCACUUCUGGAGACUCUUCAGAUUCAGCAGGAUCAUCGGAAAGAAUGAGGAGAAGUAGACCUAUAUCUCUAAGAAACGAUUCUGUGCUAUCUGAAAGUGAAAUGGAAGAUUCCUUAGCUACCUCUUCAUCCUCUUCAGCUUCAAAUAGUUCAGAGGAAAGCAAAGAGAGUUCAAGAGCUCGUGAAUCCUCCUUGCGUAGUGGAUUGUCCAGAGGCAGCAAUCUCAGGGUGACCAGAAAUAGAGCUGCUCAGAGAAAAUCUGGUCCUGUUUAUUUAGAAAAUGGAUGUGGCAGAAAAGCCACUCGAAAGAGAGUUUAUUUGAGUGAUUCUGAUAACAAUUCAUUAGAGACCAGUGAAAUUCUUAAAGCGAGAGCUGGAAGUAACCGAAAAGUCCUACGGAAGUGUGCUGCUGUGGCUGCCAAUAAGAUAAAGCUAAUGAGUGACGUAGAAGAAAACUCUAGUUCUGAAAGUGUGUGCUCUGGUCGGAAGCUGCCUCACCGCAAUGCUUCUGCUGUAGCUAGAAAAAAGUUAUUGCAUAAUUCUGAUGAUGAUCAGAGCCUCAAGUCAGAAAUUGAAGAGGAGGACCUAAAAGAUCAAGAACAGCCAUUACAAGCAACCAGUUCUCAUGCUGCCCAGAACACUGUCAAUGACUCUGAAAAUGGAGAUUCAGAAUCAGAAAGUGACUUGCGGGUAGCCCGGAAAAAUUGGCACGCUAAUGGUUAUAAGUCCUAUACUCUAGCGACUUCUAAAACAAAAUUUCUUAAAAUAGAGUCUUCUGAGGAAGAUUCUAAAAGUCAUGAUUCAGAUGAUGGACAUAACAGAACUGCUUGCCCUUUAGAGUGUGGGCGGAAACUUCAGGCAGAGAGUAUCUCAGAGGAAGCCGACUCUGAACCAGGAAACAAUACAUUUCGCAAGAAUGCAAAUUUCUUUAAGAAAGCAAAGAUUUUAAGUGAUUCCGAAGACUCAGAAUCUGAAGAAAAAGAUAGGGAAGAUGGCAGAUGUCACAAAAUGGAAAUGAGUUCAGUUUCAGGAAACUUGAAGUGUGAACCUCUUGGUGUGCCUCAGUGUUUGUCCGAUCAUGUAUCUGAAACUGAUUUAGAUUCCGAUGAUGACAAAGUAAAGGAAAAGGCAAACACUGUCAUGAAUGAUUCAGCACCACAAGACAGUGGGCAAAGCAGAAAAGUUUCCAGGAAAAGGGUCUGCUCCAGUGAUUCGGAGACCAACUCAAGGGAGAUUAAGAAGUCAUCCAGAGCCCGAACAGAUUCUCUGAGGAUCACCCGAAGUACUUCGGCUAUGGCUACCAGUACUGUCAGGCUCAGGGGUAAUGUAGAAAAUAUCAGUUCAGAAAGUGUAUGCACCAGAAGCAAACGGGGAAGGAAACAACCCUCUCGUCCAGCUUGUACCACAGCUAGGAAGAUACUGAGUGAUUGUGAGGAAGAUGUACACUGUGAAGUGCCAAAUGAGCAGUGUGCUUGUGACGGUGAGCCAUCUGAACCUGAUGCAGAAAGGAGUGCAGGAAACUUUAGUCGGUCUUUAAAUGGAGACUCGGACUCUGAAGGCAUUUGGAAUUCAGAACACAACAGUCAUAUCAAUAAUCACAACACAAAUGUACCUUCUAAGACAAAGAAUUCCUCUGUUGGGUCUUCAGAAGAGGAUUCAAAAAACCACGUUCCAGGGAGUGAGAACAGUAGAAAAUUUUCUUCUGAGUCAACUUUUGUGCAAAAAGCAACCACAGAAAGUAAUUUUGAAGAAGAAUUGAAUUAUGGGCUACGCAGAUGGAAUGGCAGAAGACUCAGAACAUAUGGAAAGGCACCUUUCAGUAAGACGAAAGUGAUUCGUGAUUCACAAGCAACAGCAGAGACAGAAAUAAAAAGGAAGAGACUGCAUCCUGAACUGGAAAAUGUGAAAAGAGUUGAAGCAACUGGGAGUACAAAGUGCAGACCUGACACCAGUCCCAAAUCGACAGAUCUGGGAUCUCUAACGGAAUCAGAUGUUGACUGUAGUGAUAAUACAAAAACCAAAAGGAGGAAAGCGAAAGGAAAAGCAAAAGUAGUUAGAAAAGAAUCUGUUCCUAGAGACAGAGAACCCCAAACAAAAAUGCGAACAUGUAUGCAUAAUCAGAAGGAUGCAGUGCAAAUGCCUAGUGAAACUCUGAAAGCAAAAAUGGUACCUGAGAAAGUUCCCCGCAGAUGUGCUACUGUUGCUGCAAAUAAAAUAAAGAUAAUGAGUAAUCUAAAGGAAACGAUUUCAGGACCAGAAAAUAUCUGGAUUAGGAAGAGUAGCAGAAAACUGCCCCAUCGAAAUGCUUCUGCUGCGGCUAAGAAAAAGUUACUGAAUGUUUAUAAAGAGGAUGAUACAACCAUAAAUUCUGAAAGUGAAAAAGAGCUAGAAGAUACUAAUAGCAAAGUGAUUUUUUUUAGGCGGUUCAGAUCUUGGAAAGAAAAAGCACAAUAGUGACUGAGAAUGUAGAAGUGGUAUCUGAAAACAAGCAGGGGCCUCCCUGAAGCCGGCAGUUGCAUUCUGCUCUAAGCCCUAAAGCUAAUCCCUUCUUGGCAUCUUUUGAGGAAUUUCCUAAAAGCCAUACUCCAGUGGGCGGAGUGGGAGGAAGGUUUCCUUCCAGCCAGCCCUUGAACUAACACAUUAUACAGGGGGGUCUGAUGAGGAAGCAGAUUGUGGAGUCUGUAGUUUGAGAGGUGGAAAGAAAAGGCAAUGGGCCUGCCUUAAGAGUGAGGCUCCUUAACAGAGAACAAGGUCCUUAAAACCUGACUCCUUGAAGGAAGAAAAUGGGAAGUGGACAGGAUAUGUAGGAAGGAUGGAAAAUAAAUUUUUCAACACCUCAACCUGACGCUAAUUUUAAGAUUUUUUUUUUCAUUUGAAUAUAAAAAUUCUGGCCACCAUGAUUAUGGUGUCAUUACUGAAACUGGAAAAAUAUAGAGGUUCAUUUUCAAAGUAAAGUGCUGGUGAGCCUAUUUGUCUUUUGAGUGAAGCAAAAACUUCAACUAGAUCUAAUUCCUAAAUUUCACAUCCAAAGGUCAAAAACAAAAGUUGCAGAAGGGGAUUUAAUGCUGGAGUUCUGAAGCAGCGUUGGAAAUAGGCAGAUAGAGGAAAUCCAUUGAUGUCUUAUUUUGUUUAAAACUUUGGGAUUCAUACUGAAUGAUGACCACUUGGUAUGACUAAUUCAGGGAAUAUAUAUUUUUCUAUGAAAGCUCUGAAGUGACUAUCACUUUUCCUUGUUUCAUGUAGCAGCAAAAAUUAAGAGGCAGGCUUGGUUUUAAUCAGAAAAUAGUAGAGCUUAAGAUCAAAGCAGUCAUAUUUUUAGAUUAUAGAGUGAAAUAUCACCUUUAUCCUCAGCAACUUAAGAGUUGGAAGUUGAACAAUGGGAAAACUUAUUACAAUCUCAUCACAAACUUUUAUGGCAGCAUGUCUGGCUUAUAUCUUUGUGGCCUUUGCUAGGAUUAGAAAAUCUGAUCAUGGUACUACAAAAAUUUUAUUUGUAAUGGGGCUUAAUUUAUUAAUAGGUAUUUGAUCACUGGAUUAAAUGAAUGUACUGUCAAAUCUUUUUAACUUAGAUGUUGUUUUCUCAUUUAAAAAUAUCUGUGAAUAUCAGUAUAUAAUUUGCAUGUGUAAUUGAAAAAAGUAAAAUGUAGAAAUCUAGGAGUUUCUAUUUUUAAGACUAAUGCUUAUUUUAUUUAUUUGGUUAUACAGAUCGACAGAGUGUUUAGAUUACUUGAGAAAUUUGUGGCUGCAUGUCUGUUUUUAAAAAGGCUUUGGGUUUUUCAGUGUAAGCCAGAAUAUUCUAACCUACAAUGUGUCCUUUGUUCUUUUUCUAGUAUACUUUAAUUUUAAAUACUGAGCUCCAAAAUCUUGUUAUUUAAAAUAGUGAGAAAGGGAAGAAUGCCUAAUAAACUGCUAUUUUUAGGUGCAUGGGAUUUAACUUUUGAGCUUUAAUGAAAUGUUAAAACUUAUUUCCCAGUCCAAAAUUUACAUUAAUUUCAAAUUUCUUAUUUGGUAUAUUAUAUCCUCAAAAAGUGCCAUAAAAUGAAAAUAUUUAAGUCUUAGUGAAGACUAUUAUGCAAAAUUUUUAACAAUUCAAAUGUGAGAAUUAAGUUUUGAGUUUGUAAUCUUCUCUGGUUUUUGUCAGUAUCUGAGAUUGUAUGGUCAUCCUUUCAUAAUGGAAUUCCUUUUCCAAUUUAGUAUUUAAUUUAAACAUAUAUUUGCCUUUUUAUAAGUGCUUGGUCUGUUUAUUGUAAUUGCAUGAAAUAAGCAUUUGUUUGAAACUUAACAUUCUUGUAAAACUUUGAGAUGUAUGCAGAAUUUAAAUCAUAGCCAAAUGUGUUAUCAUUAUUCUAUAAUAACUUUAGUCAGAUUGUCAGAAAAGAUUUCUUCAUAAUGUAAUAUCAAAUGAUGAAAAAUCAAGUUGAAUAUCUUACUUGUAAAAUGACAAUUACUUAACAAAAGGACUAAGAAAGUGAUGCCCAAACAACCUUUUUAUCUGCAAUUCACUCAUACUAGACCGACUAAUGCAGGAGUCCUCAUGUUUUAAAAUGUUAUAUUGGUAAUCUUGUAUAUUCUUUCUCAUAGAUGAUACCCAAGGUUUCCUAAGCUUGCGGCUAGCAGCUUGGUCUGUUUACUCUUAAGUGUUCACAUAUUUUAUUUCCCCCUUGAUGUGUAAAAUUGCUGUAGACAUUUUAUGUAAGUGAUCUUUUUGUUUUCCCACAUCUUAAGAUGUUUCUGGCAACUUGGAGAUAUUUUGGGCCAAUCUCAAAAGACUCCCCCAAUGUAUCACCAUUGUGACUAUUCACUGAAAAAGUUCCAAGAUGCAGGCAGUGACAUCCAUUUCAACACAACUAAAUCCAGGAUCUGUCUUUUGCGUUUCAUUGUAGUAAUGGAUUCAGCCAAGAGUUGUCCCCUUUUCUCUCGCUUGGAACAGUGCUCUGUGAGCUUUGUCUUCCAGCACAAGCUAAUAAAGAACCAAUUCAAUACCUAACAGUGAAAGGCUAUUUAAGAUGAAAAAAAUAGGAGGCCAAGUUUUAAAAACUAUUUUUGCAUUCUCAUAAAAUGUUUUUUAGGUCGGUUUGACAGUCAUCAGCUUUUGAAUGCGAAUUCCUAAGCCAGAGUAAAGGUCACAUUUCUACAACACCA